ACGUAGACGGCGCCCGACUAUGCCAGCGUGGCUGAUCCGCAAGCAGCGCUGCGUAGCGGCUAUGGUGGUACGGAAUCGCCGUGAUCACCAUAGUUGCACGCCGAUGCUUGUUGAUUCCGUCCUUGCUGUCUGACCAGCCUCGCUCAUCGUGAUUUCUCCUUCUCCACACGUCUCACGUACAUCUCCUGUGGAUUCCACGGAGAGUGGGUGUGUUACACGAAGUUGCCUCCGACUUUUAGCAGGAGAAGUUCCGAAAGUGAAGAGACGAGAUGGGAUCGGAAUGUGAAUUUGCGCUUAAGUCGCAUUCGGCGAUUGAGAGAGGAAAGCCGUUCCUGCUCAUCAUCAUGGACGGCUGGGGAGAGAAUUUGGAGGAUGACUACAAUGGCGUAUACAUGGCGGGAACAGGCUUCCUGAAAUCGUUAAAGGCGGGGUAUCCCGAUCGCUGGAGGACCAUCAAGGCGCACGGGACUGCUGUCGGUCUUCCCAGCGACGCCGACAUGGGGAACAGCGAAGUCGGGCACAAUGCAAUGGGUGCUGGCAAGGUCAUCAACCAAGGGGCUGCGCUUGUGGACACCGCUCUGGCUAAUGGUAACAUCUUUACGGAUGCCGGUUUCGAGUAUAUCAAGGAGGCCUUCGACAACGGGGGCACGCUCCAUCUGAUCGGGUUGCUGAGCGACGGUGGGGUUCACUCCCGCUACGAUCAGUUGGAUCUUUUCAUGAGAGGCGCACACGAGAGGGGUGCGAACAAGAUUCGUGUGCAUCCUCUCACGGACGGUCGCGACGUACCCGACGGCUCGUCUGUGCAAUUCGUCGAGCAGCUUGAGAAGGAUCUCGCGGAUUUGCGCGCCAAGGGAUGUGAUGCAAGGAUAGCCUCCGGCGGUGGCCGCAUGCAUGUAACCAUGGACAGAUACGAGGCGGAUUGGAAGAUUGUCGAGCGUGGCUGGCACGCGCACGUGCUGGGCGAAGCUCCUCACAAGUUCCAGAGCGCUUUGGAAGCCCUCGUGGAGUUGAAGAAGGCGGAUCCUAAGGUCAAUGACCAGUACUACCCUCCUUGGGUGAUCGUGGACGAGGACGGCGAGGCUGUGGGUCCUGUGCAGGAUGGAGAUGCCGUUGUCAUUUUCAACUUCCGCGCCGAUCGAGUGGUGGAGUUAAGUAAAGCGUUCGAGUAUCCUGACUUCGACAAAUUCGACCGGGUCAGGUACCCUAAAGUCCACUUCGUCGGCAUGAUGCAAUACGACGGCGAUCUUAAGCUGCCGGCGAGGUACCUCGUAACCCCUCCAGUCAUUGAAAAGACAUCAGGAGUAUACCUUGUCAAGAACGGUGUCAGGACUUUCGCCUGCAGUGAGACGCAGAAGUUUGGCCACGUGACGUUUUUCUGGAACGGUAAUCGAUCCGGAAAGCUUGACGAUAAGCUCGAAACGUAUUUCGAGGUCCCAAGCGACCUGUGCCCAUUCAACGAGAAGCCGCUGAUGAAAGCCAGGGAGAUUCGGGAUGCGGCCAAAGCAGCUAUACUGUCGGGGAAGCACGAUUACAUUCGUAUCAACUUCGCCAAUGGGGAUAUGGUGGGCCACACGGGUGUCUUCGAUGCCGUACUCGACGCUUGCUCGGUUGUCGACGAGUGUGUAAAGGAUCUUGUGGACGCAAUCGACAGCGUAGGUGGCUCCUACAUGAUUACUGCCGAUCAUGGGAACGCGGACGACAUGGUUCAGAGGAACAAGAAGAAGGAACCUCUUCGUGACGAGAAUGGGAAUCCGCUGCCACUUACCUCACACACUUUGGCACCGGUGCCUGUCAUGAUCGGUGGUCCAGCUCUGCCCUCCAAUGUGCGCUUCAGGAGGGAUCUCCCCAAGGCUGGUUUGGCUAAUAUUACUGCGACCUUCAUGAAUAUGUUGGGCUUUGAGGCCCCCUCCGAUUAUGAACCGACUUUGCUUGAAGUUGUUAGCGUGUAGGUGUAUUUGUUUGUAUAUCAUGUCGUGCACAGAUGAACGAGCUGUUCGAUCUGCUCUCCCUGUUUGCUUGGUCGACUGCUGCGGGAGGAGCGUACAAUUCCUUCAGGUUAGGUGAGAGCUUGUUUCCAGUAGAUAUGGAGAAUGAGAGGGAGGGAGUAUUUCUUGCAGCUCCACAUUACAUGCCUUCAAAUCUGAAAUUUGUGAAUUGUUUUUUUUUUUAAUGUUGUUCCUAUAGUGUUAUAUGCCUGAUGAGUCGCUUAGCUGUGUUAUGGGAAGCUGUGGUUAUGUUGUGACAAAUGUGUCAGUGAGGCAGGCAUUCAAUGCUCUGCUCGAGGUACUCCGGUUGCCUUUCAUCCUGUGCUGGGUGCAUCGUUGGCUGUGUGUUGGCCAGAAACACGUUUUUUUUGGAAGGCCUGGGAACUGUCUUUGUCUCAUUAUAAAUGCCUGCUCUUGCAGUCCAAUGCUGAUGUGAUGGGCCUUGUCAUUCGGGUGUGCUUUAUACCCUUGGCUGUGCACGUUUUUCUACACUAUAAUUUGAGAAAUCUAACAUACGGGCUGUCUGUCGGCCCUGAUUGUGGCGCGAUCUGAAGCUUUUAAGAUUGUGGGACGAUCUGGGCCGUCCCUUGGGUACCACAUGGCCAACGGGUUGCAUGGCACAAACCUUUUUCUUUUUUUUUUUUUCUUUUUUUUUUUGCACAAACCUUUUAUACCAAUGCUCUAGUUCAAGAUUCUUAAGCAGUAUUACUGGCACUGGCGCUGUAGAACUGUCACUUCUGUAAAAAGAUCAUGAGAGAGAGAGAGAGAGAGAGAGAGAGAGAGAGAGAGAGAGAGAGAGAGAGAGAGAGAGAGAGAGAGAGAGAGAGAGAGAUGCUGCAAGCCAUCCUCAUAUUAGUGCUGAGUCUGCUGACCACAAUGACUAUUACAACAAUGACUAGCUCUAGUGCUAAUAAAUUAAUAACUACUAU
Messenger RNA from Chara braunii, 2914 nucleotides. The record is from the annotation of a GenBank genome assembly. NCBI's taxonomy places the organism in Eukaryota, Viridiplantae, Streptophyta, Charophyceae, Charales, Characeae.